AUGAUAUGUAAGUGUUUUAGAAACAUAAUGGAAAGCAUGGACGUUGCUCAAGAAGGUACGUCGGCUGCAUCCACACCGAUUCAGGAAAAUGGACCCGAUAAAAAUGUUACGGCCGAAGAGAUGACAUCGCGAGACUAUUAUUUCGAUUCAUACGCACACUUUGGUAUACACGAGGAAAUGUUAAAAGACGAAGUACGCACGCUUACUUACCGGAAUGCUAUGUACCAUAAUAAGCAUUUAUUCAAGGGAAAAACAGUAUUAGAUAUUGGAUGUGGUACAGGAAUCCUCUCAAUGUUUGCUGCAAAAGCUGGUGCUGCCAAAGUUCUAGCCAUUGAAUGUUCUAAUAUCGUAGACUAUGCUCGGAAAAUUGUGGAGGCAAACAGGCUCAGUGAUGUCAUAGAAAUUAUUAAAGGAAAGGUGGAGGAAGUGGAACUACCAGUUGAAAAGGUGGACAUCAUAAUCUCAGAGUGGAUGGGAUACUGUCUUUUCUAUGAGAGCAUGCUGGAUACGGUUCUCUAUGCUCGUGAUAAGUGGCUUACAGAAGAUGGCAUGCUCUUUCCUGAUAGAUGCACAUUAUUCAUCUGUGGUAUUGAAGACCGUCAGUACAAGGAUGAGAAAAUUAACUGGUGGGAUGAUGUGUAUGGCUUUGACAUGUCAUCCAUUAGGAAAGUGGCCAUCUCAGAGCCACUUGUUGAUGUAGUUGAUGCAAAGCAGGUGGUCACAAACUCUAGUUUGUUAAAAGAGAUUGAUUUAUACACUGUCAAGAAGGAAGACCUGAACUUUGAGGCAAAAUUCCACCUACAGGUCCGCCGUAACGAUUUCAUCCAGGCGCUUGUUACGUUCUUUAACGUUGAGUUUACGAAGUGUCACAAACGCCUCGGCUUCAGCACCGCCCCGGAGGCGCCCUAUACUCAUUGGAAGCAGACUGUGUUCUACUUCGACGAGUACAUGACGGUGAAAAAAGGCGAGGAGAUAAGUGGCAUGUUCAGCAUGCGCCAGAACGCGAGGAACAACCGCGAUCUGGACUUUGAGCUGGAGAUCAACUUUAAGGGUGAGCUUUGCCAGGUGCAAGAGAAGAACCACUACCGGAUGCGUUGA
Messenger RNA from Leptosia nina, 1098 nucleotides. NCBI's taxonomy places the organism in Eukaryota, Metazoa, Arthropoda, Insecta, Lepidoptera, Pieridae. The record is from the annotation of a GenBank genome assembly.